AACAUGUGCGUGAAGUAAUGAAGUUGGGAGCGAAGGUGGGAGAGGCUUCUCCAUUUUACUGAGAGAGUGAGCAGCGCCGAAUAGCUGUGGGAAAAAGGAAGCUAAGCUUAGAUACAGAUUAAAGAGAUCACAAAAACAACACAAAACCAACGCAAAAAAAAGAACACAAUUAUGGUGCAGUGGCAGAGGCAUAUUUUCCCGAUUCUUCGUCGUAUUCAUAAGGGAGUGGAGCAUGCUAAUAGUUCGGCUACAAACCUUGUAAUUUAUCGCUUUGGCUCUUCUCUUUCACAAGGUCAGUUACAGAGGCAAUGGUCAACAAGUUUGCCAAGUGUCUCAAGGCCUUUUUAUCAUUGUUUUCAAUAUCAGGGAAUUUCAAGUUCUACCCAGUUGCUCAAAAAUUCAUCGGAGGAGGCACCUGUUUCGUCGCCUUUAGUUCCAAUUUCAUCAUUAGGUAGUUCAAAAGGUGAAGAACAGAAUCAGAAAGCUAUUACUAAGGCUGAAAAAGUUCAAGCAGUACUAAAGAAAAUAAAGCAGAGUCCAAAGAAGGUCAACUUGGUUGCUACUUUGGUUCGUGGUAUGCUUGUUAAAGAUGCAUUGCUGCAGUUGCAAGUGACAAUAAAGCGGGCAUCAAAGACUGUAUAUCAGGUUAUUCAUUCAGCCCGAGCAAACGCUUCUCACAAUCAUGGUUUGGAUCCAGAACGCCUCAUUGUUGCUGAAGCAUUCGUAGGAAAGGGAGAUUUUAAGAAGAGAGUUUCCUACCAUGGCAAAGGAAGAUCUGGAAUCAUGCACAAACCGGAAUGUAGGCUUACUGUUGUAGUAAGAGAGAUAACCCCUGAAGAAGAGGCAGAGAUUGCUAGGCUGAAGGUCCACAACUUUAAGAAGCGCACUAAGAGGGAGAGUCAACUUGUGCCGCACCAACUUAUCGAGACAACUCCUGUUUGGGGCAGAAAAAACAAAUCUAACCGUCAAAACUCAAGUGCAUCAGUUGCAUGAUCCUUAUUUAUUUUAAAGUUUCAUGGUUUAAUUUAUGGUUAUGGCAUAGUUUUUUGCAAUAGAUUCUUGUGCAUUACCUCGAAAUAGUUGAGACAUGCAAACUAUGGAGUAUUAGAAUUUGUUUGCUCCUUGUUGCAAAUAAUAAAAUUUUGUUUUGAACCAUGAUUCGUAUUAAUCUCAUUAUCAGCUUUGUUUCGGUCCUACAAUAAUGCCUGAAGACAUCACAAACAUGCACUCUAAUAAGUUGUUAUAAAUUGAUCGGUAAACUAGUAAGUUGAUUACUUGUAUGACGUUAAAUUUGAAAAAUGCUCUAAUCUUGGCAUCAUAAGGGAUAUUCAA
This is a messenger RNA of Trifolium pratense (red clover), 1332 nucleotides long. RefSeq names its product 50S ribosomal protein L22-like. Gene Ontology annotation, biological process: translation; ribosome assembly. Gene Ontology annotation, molecular function: structural constituent of ribosome. Gene Ontology annotation, cellular component: ribosome; mitochondrial large ribosomal subunit. The coding region runs from base 172 to 993 and encodes 273 amino acids. NCBI's taxonomy places the organism in Eukaryota, Viridiplantae, Streptophyta, Magnoliopsida, Fabales, Fabaceae. The transcript has 7 exons. The record is from RefSeq and is a predicted model, not a curated record.